UAUAAUAGAAUUAUUACGUAUCAAAAUUGUCCGCUGUCGUCUCUCACUAUCUCAACAAUUAUCCUCUUUGUUUUCACUUUUUCCUUCUCACUCGCAGCAAGCAAAUAAGAAAAACAAAAUUUCUUCAAAAACCCGAAGUUUCCUCUCAGAACAGAAAAAUAAAAGCGAAAGCUUUGGGUUUUUUAAUGCAUGAUCUGUUUUCAUUGAUUAAUCAAAAAUAUAUAUUUGUUUCUAUUUCUGGGUUUUAAGGGAAAUUCUACCAUUGUUGCCAACUCAAUUGACUUUUAAUAUCGUCAAGAGUGAAAGGGUCAGAGAAUUAUAAUCCUUGCUUUGAAUUGUUCAUUGUUGGGAAUAAGCUGAAAACCUAACUGGGAAUUAGAAUUUGAGUGUUUGUUUGUUAGUUGGAGAGAUGACGCUAGAGUCUUUACCCGGGAGUUCAGGGUAUCUGGAUUUGUUUCCAGAGAGACGAAUGUCAUAUUUCAGUAAUCCUUAUGUUUUAGGACUUACUGUAAUUGCUGGAAUUGGUGGCUUGCUCUUUGGCUAUGACACAGGUGUAAUAUCAGGGGCCCUUCUUUACAUAAAAGAUGACUUUGAGAUCGUCAGGCAGAGUAGUUUCCUGCAGGAAACUAUUGUCAGCAUGGCCUUGGUUGGUGCAAUGAUUGGAGCUGCAUCCGGGGGUUGGAUUAACGAUGCUUAUGGACGUAAGAUGGCUACUCUUCUUGCAGAUGUUGUCUUUACUGCUGGAGCAAUUGUCAUGGCCGCUGCACCCGAUCCAUAUGUGCUGAUAUUGGGACGCCUUUUAGUUGGCCUAGGUGUGGGUACUGCCUCUGUGACCGCUCCCGUAUAUAUUGCUGAAGCAUCACCUUCGGAAGUAAGGGGUGGGCUAGUUAGCACAAAUGUGCUUAUGAUAACUGGUGGACAGUUUCUUUCCUACCUUGUAAAUCUUGCUUUUACACAGGUUCGAGGAACAUGGAGAUGGAUGCUUGGAGUUUCAGCUGUGCCAGCUGUCAUUCAGUUUUUCCUUAUGCUAUGUUUGCCCGAGUCUCCACGAUGGCUUUUCAUGAAGAAUGAGAAAGAUAAAGCCAUAGCUGUGCUUUCUAAAAUUUAUGACAUUGCUCGGUUAGAAGAUGAAGUGGAUCACCUUUCUGCUGCACUAGAAGAAGAACAGCAGAGAAAGAAUACUGUCAGAUAUUUGGAUGUUUUUAGAACAAAAGAAAUUAGACUUGCUUUUCUGGCUGGGGCAGGACUGCAGGCUUUUCAGCAGUUCACUGGCAUCAAUACAGUUAUGUACUAUAGUCCAACAAUCGUCCAGAUGGCUGGCUUCAAUUCCAAUCAGCUAGCACUUCUGCUGUCUCUCAUUGUCGCUGCCAUGAAUGCAGGAGGAACUGUUGUCGGCAUUUACCUUAUCGAUCAUUUCGGAAGGAAAAAGCUGGCUCUUUCAAGCUUAUCUGGUGUCAUCGUGUCCCUUGUCAUCCUUGCUGGGGCCUUUUUUGCUGAAACACCUGGUUCUUCUAAUGGAAUUUAUGGAUGGCUGGCAGUCAUUGGAUUAGCCCUCUACAUUGCAUUCUUCGCACCUGGAAUGGGGCCUGUUCCAUGGACUGUGAACUCAGAGAUAUACCCUGAGCAAUACCGAGGGAUCUGUGGGGGCAUGUCGGCUACUGUGAAUUGGAUUUCAAAUUUGAUUGUGGCCCAGACUUUUCUUACAAUUGCUGAAGCAGUGGGAACUGGUGUUACUUUCUUGAUUCUCGCUGGCAUAGCUUUGCUUGCAGUGGUUUUUGUGAUUGUGUAUGUGCCGGAGACCAAGGGGUUGACAUUCGUUGAAGUGGAACGAAUUUGGAAAGAAAGGGCUUGGGGAAGCAGUUAUAACACUGAAAGCCUUCUCGAGCAUGGAAACGAGUCCGCCUAGUCACUAUCGAAAUCAACCCGGCAUGCUUUUCUACAAAGUCGAUAUCCUGUCCUGGAGGCAGUUGAAGGUGUGAGCUUCAUCUUUCUACACAUAAAUGUCGAAAGGUGAGGCAUCUUAAAACAUUUAGAUUGUUUACUGCAUUUUGGUCUUGCAUAUUUCAAAGUUGAGAAGGAACUUGGUGGUGAUGAUAGAUAAUCUUGUAUAUAUAAGUUGUAUUAUCACCAACGGCACGGGACAUCUUUUAAGUAGGCCCGAAGUCGAGGCAUGAUCCUUGUAUAUGUUCUUUAGCUCAUGUUUUCAAAGCCUUGUUGGAAGCAAAAA
Messenger RNA from Gossypium arboreum, 2227 nucleotides. RefSeq names its product inositol transporter 1. Gene Ontology annotation, biological process: transmembrane transport. Gene Ontology annotation, cellular component: membrane. Gene Ontology annotation, molecular function: myo-inositol:proton symporter activity. The record is from RefSeq and is a predicted model, not a curated record. The coding region runs from base 410 to 1906 and encodes 498 amino acids. The transcript has 6 exons. Lineage: Eukaryota; Viridiplantae; Streptophyta; Magnoliopsida; Malvales; Malvaceae.